This is a messenger RNA of Mycena indigotica, 1056 nucleotides long. RefSeq lists its product as uncharacterized. Lineage: Eukaryota; Fungi; Basidiomycota; Agaricomycetes; Agaricales; Mycenaceae. The record is from RefSeq and is a predicted model, not a curated record. The transcript is spliced from 4 exons. Bases 1 to 1056 code for a protein of 351 amino acids.
AUGUCUGGCUCUGAAGAAACCAAGGUUGUCACUGUGCCCAUUCCCGCCCAAGGCGCUUUCGCUGCCUUCAAGAUUGACCCCAUUUCGACUCUUCCGCCGGACAUGCGCAACGAUGCCGAAGCAGUUGCUGCGUGCCAAAAGCUGGUCAACAAGUCGUAUAUAGGACUGGUGGUCAAACGGCACGGCCUUUUUCAACAUUGGGCGCCUUAUAACGCGUGCACUUUCGACUUUUUGUUACCAGGUAUGCCAAUGAACAUGCCAUUGGCUGGAAUAGAUCCUUCAAUGUCACUGCCCGUUGAACCAAUGACCAUCAAAGACCACCCUGGCUAUCCUCCGCUUCGGCCUUCGAAUCCUCUCCCCUGGAACGACUGCUAUAUAUCUCCAUUUUGGCGGGUGGAGCUUCGUUCGCCCACCGUUUAUGAAAGCUCGGAAAAGGUCCAUUUCCGGAUCAGUAUCGAGGAGCAAGCCCGACGGCAUACGUUCACCAACGAGGUUUUCAUGCGGCACCAAACACUUCUUCUUCAAAUGCAUCGAAAUAACGAAGCUCACGACUGUGGUGAUGUCUGUCGCACUUUUCUGACCGAGCCAUACUCUGCUCCGACGAGCCCCACCGGGUCUAAUCAUUCUGAAGACUGGGAUGAAAACGAGUCUUCAGAGUACUUCUCCGAGUCAUGGAGUGAUGGCGUCUACUCAGACGAAUUAGAAGUCUUGAAGCUUGACUUGAAACAACAGAUGUUCCCGGAACUGGAUCCUUCUGCUGUUUUGAUGGUUACUGGCACAUUCACACACGAUCUCGAGACACUGGAAGAGCUGAUUCAUCCCGAGGGCUUCUACGAGGAAGCGUGGUUACUUCGACGCAUCAUUGAUGAGGCACAACCACGAGUUGAAGCUGCAAGACUUCGUGCGAAAGCCACAGCUGCUGCACAGGACGCAGCCGACUUCGAUGCAAAGACCGAUGUAUUGACGAAAGAAUCAACAGCCACCAAUGCGCUGUCCGAGUCGACGAACGACACAGUGGCAAUACUUCCGAUUGAGAGCAAAGAGUUUUCAUUGUAG